Exserohilum turcica Et28A is the source of this 1584-nucleotide messenger RNA. RefSeq lists its product as uncharacterized. Gene Ontology annotation, molecular function: protein binding. Gene Ontology annotation, cellular component: nucleus. The transcript has a single exon. The record is from RefSeq and is a predicted model, not a curated record. The coding region runs from base 238 to 1404 and encodes 388 amino acids. Lineage: Eukaryota; Fungi; Ascomycota; Dothideomycetes; Pleosporales; Pleosporaceae.
GUCCUUUUUCCUCUCAGCCGCCGCCAGCAUGAGUAUACGUGACAUACGCAACUGACCUCCAGCCCGUGCGACCAUUUGUUUCCGUAUAUUUCCCCCUUGAUAAGACAUUGAGGGGCACCGCUCGCCGCAUUGCAUACUCCGCCGAGUACAGUUGCCACUCGGCUCGUGAAGAGAAUCCCGAACCGCUUACUCCAACGUCUGCUUAUCUGUGCUGCUAAUCGCGUCGACACCGCUACGAUGGAUAUUACUGAAAGCGACUCGUCUGUUCCCGUAGCCAGUGACUCGGUCUUCAGCGUCUCACGACCCUCGUCCGCCUCGUCGAUCCAUCCAGCCGAUACGCCCAAAGACGUCCCAGCAGGCGCGCCCGAAUCCCACCUGUUCCAGGUACGCCACACACCGAAGGCCGGCCGCGCCGUUUUCGCCACACAGGAUAUCCCCGAAGGCACGCUUGUAUGGCAGUCGGAUGACCUUACGCUGUCUGUACUACUGCGCGAGUACAGACGCGAGGUGUGUGGGCAGUGCUUUGGGUACGACUACGGGCGGGAUCUGAGCAUCCGAGACAAGACGGUGGGGUUUGCCUUUUGUUCCAGGGCAUGCCAGGACAAGUGGCAGCAAGAGCAGGGAGAGGUUGGUGUUCAAGCUUGGGCCGCCGUCGAGGAUCUUGUCCGGAAGAGGAGCAAAGAGGACAGUGACAUGGUCGAUGCUGACCUGCCGCGACCCAAGAAAAAGGACAUCAUCAAAGCUUGGGAAAAGGUGGAGGUGCAGGCGGCGCGGAUCCGGGCGGCAAGGGAAGCGGAACGGGCAGACGCUGCGGGGGAUAGGCCUGCGGUGUCUAUGACGAAGCAGGAUAAAAAAGCCGUCUCAAAGGCACUGCAGGGGCGCAUUGCUCCCGACGUGAUGAGCUUCUGUGUGAGCGGCAUCGUAUGGCGAUAUAUCCAUGCCGAGCAGUGGGAGCGGCUGCAGGCCCUCGCCAAUGACAAGACGCCGUACCACAGCUCGGACGAUCUGGAUGCUUUCACACGGACCUACCUGCAUCUGCUUGCGAUACUGCCGUUGGAGCUUCUCCCGCUCUUGACGCCAGAGACUCUUUUGACGCUCUCGCAGCGCGAUUCGCACAACUCGUUUGGGAUCCGCUCUCUCGAGGACGAAGGCUCGGAGUUCUUCGGCUACGGGUGCUGGCCAGCUGCGAGCUACUUCAACCACUCGUGCGGGCCGAAUAUUGAGAAGAAGCGUGAGGGUCGCACAUGGUACUUUAGGGCUGGGCGGGACAUUGAGAAGGGGCAGGAGCUGUGCAUCACGUAUCUGAGUGGGGAGGAGAGGAAGUUGAGUCGGGGCAAGAGGAUGCUUCGGCUGAAGAAGACGUGGGGGUUUGACUGCGGGUGCGAGCGAUGCGAAGCGCUGUAGUGUUGGUGUUGGUGUUGUUGUUGUUGUUGCACGUGCUGCCGUUGCAUGGAUGGCUGGGCUGGAGGCAUUUGUUUCGGCGGUCGUCCCCCUGCCCCGGCCACGGCUAUCGGCGUGCUAGGCGUGCUGGGCUGGGCUGGAGUAUGGGACCCUAGCGACCAGAUGGGCACAAAGGCAAUCCAC